This is a messenger RNA of Paramecium tetraurelia, 3933 nucleotides long. RefSeq lists its product as uncharacterized. NCBI's taxonomy places the organism in Eukaryota, Ciliophora, Oligohymenophorea, Peniculida, Parameciidae. The transcript is spliced from 8 exons. The record is from RefSeq and is a predicted model, not a curated record.
AUGAGUAAUGCAUAAUUUGCAUAAAAAUUAUUGAGAUAUGAAGGAAGACUAUAUUCCUAGAAUUUGGAAAUGCAAAUAUAAACCUUGCAAGAAGUAAAGUAGGAAUUCAAUGGAUAAUAUAAUCAUCAAAGUCUUAUGAAUAUGUUAGCUAAAUACUUUUCAUAUACAAGUAGUUUAGUUCAAAGAAUCAAGAUUAUUGAAAUUAUAUAACAAAAAUUCCCUAUUCUUGUAAAUCAAGUUGAGGAUUGGAAAUAAAUUGUUGAAUAUCUUUAAUAAGAGUGUUUUAGUAGCAAUCAUUAAGUAAAAUAUGAUUUGAUUUUUAAGUUUAGAAUGUUAUCUCUCCAUGCCUUAAAUUCCAUAGUCCCAGUCCUGAAAGAAUAAUAUAGCACUUUUCAUAUAGGAAUUUUUGAUAUUUUUAUCAAUGCCAGCUAUUAGAAAGAACUAUAUAUUGCUAGUCUCACAUUACUAAAUACAGUCAGACUCCAUCAUUCCUACUCAUUUAUGAAUAAAAUAGCUUAACUUCCUGAAAUAAAGAUAUUCAAAACCAAAAAGCUCACAAUACUUCUCAAAUGUACAUUAAUGGCCAGGGCUUAAUUUUGUUUAUUUGAAUAACCAAUCAGCGAAUUGUUAGCAAUUGUAAGACAACAGAUAAUUUCAGUACCUAUGUCAAAAGAAGUGUUACAUCUCUUAUACAAUUAUCUUAAAAUUGCUUCGCAUUUCAAAGACUAAGAAUCCUUCAUUCUUAAAAUUUUAACAUCAGAAGAAACCAUAAACUGUAUUGGAUAAUGUUCUGAAAAGAUUCAAGAACUUUUUAGGCUAAGUUACAAACACUAUAAAUUAGAAUUUAAAACAGUGUAUAUAAUUUAUGGAGAUCAAUACUCAAAAAAAAAUAUAAUAGAAUCUAUAUUGUAAUAUGAUAACUUAUACAAUUACACUCAAAUUUUAUCUACAGAAGACUUAAUCUCCUUUCAGGACUUGCUUUUUUAUUCCUAUGACUUUGCUUGUAAUGAAAUUGUCAAAACAGUAAGUGUUUAAACUGAAUAAAAAUUAAUUCAGGUCUUGAUCAAAUUAGACCAUCUGAUAGGAUAAUUAUUCGAAAAAUAGAUUAACUUAAGCAAAAAACCUUUUUCCUCAUCUCAGAAAUGUUUGAACAAAUUAUUAUUGCUUUCUGUUUAAUUACUAUCUGCUUAAAUUACGUUCACUGAAUUCAAAGGAACCAACAGUUUAACUUUUAUUUUAAGUUUACUUAUAAAAAAUUAAAAUACCUAUCUGAUGUUAUAAUCAAUUAAGCUCUUACUUUCAAUUAAUUAAGUUGAAUAAGCAACCUAUUUGGCCUCUUAAAUAAACAGCUAAAGUCCUUACACUUAAGUAUUUUUGAGUUAUCUAAAAUCCUUAUAAAACUCUGAAGAAUUUACAUAUUGGAAUGAUUUCUAAAUUAAUUCAACCUAGCAUUUGAUUAGACAGGAAAUUUAUGAUUAUUAUCAAGAAUUUGAUAAAUGUUUACAAGAAAUAUAAGAAAUUGAAAUAGACUAAGCAAUGGCUAUGGAAUUAUUUUAAAAAAUUACCUAUCUGCUAAACAAAACCACAAUUUUAAGUGCGAAAAUUGAGUUCUUUUCGAAUAGAGCCUAUGCAGAAGAUGCUACCUUCUUUUAGUUCAUUAUUUUAGAUAAGAUAAAUCUCUGUUUGUAAAGGAAUUAUCUAGACUUAGAAAUAGAGUCUUUAAAUUACGAGAAUUCUAAUCUUAUAAUUCAGAAACUAAUUGAAUAUAACAAAAGUUUUUUUAUUAAAAAAUUCUUACCUAAUUUAAGAAAAGACAAAUUAAAAGAGUUUAUCAAACAAAUGAGAAAUUCUAUUUACAAUUAUCCAAAGAUUCUACUAUAAUUAAUCUAAACACCAAACUUAGAGAUUUAAUGUUUUCAAGAAGAUUAAUAAGGAUCGCAUACUCUCUUAAGAUUUUCAGCUCAUCUAAUCUCAAAAGAAAAAAAGGCAAACUGCAAAUUGUUUUUGAUUUACUCUAUCAAUAACUUUUAAGAAAUCUAAGUUGAAAUGAUUAUGAAAGAAUAAUCAUCUCUUUUGAAAAUUGUUGUUGAGGGUAAUUCGACUAUUGCAUAUCAAUUAAUUUGCAAAUAUUAAGGCAUUUUGGUUCUGCAAACAGAAGUUUAAAACAUGACUAUCAAUUGUAAUUUUUUAUUUUUGUUUUUAAGUAAAGUAUUCUAAAAUAUCCUCAUUAUAAAGCAUUUAUUGAAUAAGUUAAUUGAGUAUAGAGCUUCAUUAUAAUACUUCUCUAUUUAUAGAAGCAUUUUAGUUGCCACUAAUUUCAAGAUAUCCGUAAAUGUGAAAUUAGAUAAAUAUCUUGAAUUUGAAGCUUUAUAAAAUUUAGUUGUAUUAUUCAAUAAAUUAUAAAAUUAACGACUUAUGAGUAAUGCUGCAGAAAAAAUAAGUGAUCUAUUCAAUGUUUCAUUAACAGAGCUUGAAACAAAUAUUGUUGCAAGUGCUGUCAAAUUCAACGCAUAACCUUAGCGUUUGCUCGAUGAAUUAUAAUAAUCAGUGAUGGAUUUCAAGUCUAAAUUCUAUGAAUCUCUACAUAACUUAUUACAGUUUAUUGCUUAAUUCAAUAAUGGCAAGGAUAUAUUAAAAAUAACUCAAUAAGUUGAAACUCACAUAACAAAAUUCAAAUAAUAACAACUUCUUAUUUAGAUGAAAGUAGUGCUAAAUAGCAAAUUAAAAGCUUUACUAGAAACAUUCUGCGGAGAAAAUUAGCAAAAAUUUGAAGUCUAAAAUUAAAUCAAGCAUCUCAAGGAUUCCUUGUUUAAGAUAGAAACAACUCUCAUGGAAUAGUAAUAGCUUACAUCGACUCCAUAAUAACAUUUCAUAACUCCAUAUCCAAAAAAGAAUUUCAUAACAGCAUCAUCUUAAGAUAUCUUGACACCAAAUUUGAGUGACGAGGCCGAAAUGAGAGGAAGAGGUUUCUUUAUAACCCCUGAAAAUAGAUAACAACAGCCAAGAUAAUUUGAUCACUCUUAAUAACAAUUUUCUUCAAAUGAAAGUUAUUCUGUUUAACAGAACAAAACAUUAAAUUCUUUCGAUAAAGAAAAAUCAGAAGAUAAAACUGAUCUACAAAGUCCAUUUUUUGGAUUACAAUAAGGGAAUACCUAAUAACCCAAGUUAUUUUAAAAUGAAACUAUGAAUGAUUAUUUGCAAAGAGUCCCUCUUGAUGAAGGUCCCCAAGAAUCCCAACUAUUGGAUGAAUCUACUCAAAAUUUUCAUUAAGAAUAAAUAACUAAAACUAUAUAAUAAUUACAAUAACAACAGUAACAAUAAUAAUAAUAAUAAUAAUAAUAAUAAUAAUAGCAAUAAUAAUAAUAACAACAAUCACAAUAGUAACAAUAAUAACUAUAACAAUAGUAAUAAUUAUAGCCAUAAUAAUCUAAUAAGAAUCAAUAAAAGGUACAGUCAUAACCACAAAAAUAAUAGACCUAAUGGUAAAAUUUGCAAUUACAGCAAACAUUUUAACAUUUAGAUUCGUUAUAAACAACGCGAACAGAAUAAUUGGAAACAUAAGCAAGAGUAUCGACUCCAAAAGAUAAUUAAGCCUAAACUCGAAAUUAAUCAGUUGAACCAAAUAUUAGAGAUAUUUCAUAGUCGCCUAAUGGAAAGAGACUAAUAUAAACUUCAAAAUCAAAGGAACCAUUUUCAAGAUGCCGAUCCUCACUGGAAACAACAAAUCUACUCCAAAAAUUAAACUCUGUUGAGGCUUCAAAGUCUAGCAAUAAGCUUAAUAAAUCAAAAUCCAAUAAAGAAAAUUAAUCUUAACCUGUAGUUAAGUGUUCAAAACCAAGUAAGCCUCAAAUUACUGUUUCAAAGCAAAAAAAUUAAAUCGCUACUAAACCCCAGUUAUAGAUCAACUUAGUUAAGAAAUAAAAGUCAAAUUGA